UGUCUGUCUGUCUGUUGCUCUCACUCUCACUCUCUCUGCCCCACUGUCUGUCUCUUGCACACUUCCUCUGUCUCUGUCUCUGCCUCUGCUUCCCUAAUUCAGGCAUGUGUUUAAAUACUCCCCCACUUCCCUGGAUAGGUGCAGCUCCAAUAACUCUCAAGAAGCUUGAUGCCAUCCAGGUCAAAUCAGUCUGCUUACUAGGCACUGCAUUCAUUCCCUCCACCAACAACCCUCAGCAGCAGUGUGUACUAUCUACAAGAUGCAGCGCAGAAAUUCAUCAAACAUCUUUUGACAGCAUCUUCCAAACUUACAAACACUUUCAUCUAGAAGGAUAAGGGCAACAGUUAUAUGAAAUCACCACCAUCUGCAAUCCUAGAAUUCUCUAAGGGCUUUCUGGGUCUUCCUACUGUAUAUAGACUGCAACAGUUCAAAAAGGCAGGUCACCACCGCCUUCUCAAGGGCAGCUAGGGACAGGCAAUAAAUCUUGUGAAUGAAUAUGGAAAAAAAAAACCACCACAAUUUUCUCCAGGCAAAAUUGUAGUAGCAGAAUAGGGUCAGGGAUUCUCUCUGCUUUUGAUUUUAAUGUUCCUGUCUGCUUUCAAGUCCCAUGUGAAAUAUCUGGGAAAAUUCAAAAUCCAUCAUUAGCUGCCGAACUUUAAAUAUGGUACAACAUGAUACAGAUUCUUUCUGCUUUUGUUGCUACACUUAUAGCACACCUUCAAGGUUUAAUGAAUUGGGUAAUCCAUGCAGGAAAAGUAUUCACUUGCUCCAAUGAGUAACUGAGCUAUACAGAUGAGAGGCACCAUUGUUCUGUUCUAAUCUCAUUACAAAUUUUUGCAGAGUUUUGUAAUUGUCUCCAGGAUCCUGGAGACAGUCAUCUAAGGCUCCCAAUUCCAUCAGUAGCCCUUAUUGGAAAAAUGUAUAUAGAUGUUAGAUUAGCAUGGAUUCAAAAUUGGCUGGAAUGUUUCCUUUGGUCAAAAAGCCUCACGUUAAGCUUGGUCAUCCAGCUGGAGUGUUGUAGAUUGCCUAGACCUGUGAAACUGAACCUUAAUGAGAAAUCAGAGGUUUUUAGGAAAGGGAAAUCAAAAAACAAAUUGGCAUGUGCCUGUUUUCUUCUUUUAAAUGAUGACUGCCUCAAGAGCUGGAGUAACAGUAUUCAAGAGGGAAUUGGCUAUGUUGGAAAGGGCAGAAAUUUGUAGGGUUAUAAUGAUAGGGGUGUGGAAAUAAUUUGAUAGUUACAGGCACAAAGUAUUGCUUUUAUUUCUUUCAAUGGUUUUUUUUUCCCUUUUAUGGGAAAUAACCUUUCUAUCUAUUUUAUUAACUUGGCUUUUUUGAAGAAACUUAGGGCAUAAGCCAUGGUUUUUUAAUGAGAACUAUUAUUUCUUAUUAAUUUAUGAGAAAAUUGGUAUUAGAAUUUGAACAACCUCUUAGAUUUAUGCACAGUUUGGAAUCGUCUUUAAUAAUACAGCACCUUCUGAAUCCCCAGAUGCAUAACCUUCUGGAAAUCAAAUGCCUACCUUAGACUAACCCCAUAAUUGAAAUUACAUACUGAUGGUUGGUUCAAGCUUGCUGGGAACAUUCUAAUUAUUUUGAUGGAUGUUUUUGUAAUAUAUUGUGUCAUUUUCUUGUAUAAGUAAUCUGUUUUACAGGUAGUCUGUCAGAUUGUACGUACACAGUGUUGGGAGGUAAUGAGCAGUCAGGAAGGUACGAGGUGAGGUGGAACCUUCAGUACACAAAAGUUUAGAUUGGAACAGUUCUGGUAGAGCUGUCUUUUCUUACUUUGAAUUUGUCUUAACUUUGAAGCAUUCUUUCAGUUUUAGUCAGUGUCUUCAUCUAGGAAUGUGACUCCAGGUCAAAGAAUCCUUCAUUGACCUUAGAGCAAAUUGGGAUGGUCUGAGGUCAUGGGAGAUGCUGUACAACUGCUCGUUCUCCGUUGCCCACCCUCAUUCCCAGACGCAUGCUCUAGAACUGGACUCGUGGUGACGAUGAAAAAUAGCAGUGAACCCCAGUUAGGUUGGGCUGUGCCCUGCACAAACUGGGCAGAAGGGUGAUCCUCUUUGAUAUCCACAAGCCCAUUCAGCAUGUGCCUGAUGCAAUAAUGUUUGUAAAGGGAGAUAUUUGCAACUACCAGGAAGUUGACCAUGUAGUAAGGAAUGUAGAUUGUGUUUUCCAUUUAGCUUCAUAUGGCAUGUCGGGGAGGGAACAACUAAAUAAAAAACUAAUAGAGGACAUCAAUGUUAGAGGGACAGAGCAUGUGAUCCAGGCCUGCCUGAACAAUGGGAUAUCAAGACUGCUUUACACAAGUACAUAUAACGUUGUGUUUGGAGGCCAAGUAAUUAAAAAUGGGAAUGAAUCUCUACCUUAUCUUCCGCUGCAUCUUCAUCCAGAUCACUACUCGAGGACUAAAUCUUUAGCAGAGAUGAAGGUGCUUCAAGCAAAUGGAACAAAGCUAAAGAAAGGCUCUGGUGUUUUACACACCUGUGCCCUACGUCCAGCAGGCAUUUAUGGACCUGGUGAGCAAAGACAUCUUCCCAGAAUAGUUAGUUAUAUAGAGAGUGGACUGUUCAAAUUUUUGUAUGGAGCAGCAGAUAGUUUGGUGGAAUUUGUCCAUGUUGACAACCUUGUUUCUGCACACAUACUGGCAUCAGAAGCUCUGACAGGAGGAAAAAAUUACAUUGCUGGUGGCCAAGCUUAUUUUAUCUCUGAUGGCAAGCCAGUGAACAACUUUGAAUUUUUCAAACCAUUAGUAGAAGGCCUUGGAUAUAAAUACCCCACAAUUCGGCUGCCACUUGGACUGGUCUAUUUUGUUGCUUUCCUCACUGAAAUCAUUCAUUUUUGUAUAGGUGGCAUUUAUAAUUUUCAACCAUUUUUGACUCGCACAGAAGUUUAUAAAACAGGAGUCACUCACUACUUCAGCCUGCAGAAAGCUAGGAAAGAACUAGGGUACAACCCACAGGAAUAUAAUCUUAGUGAAGUAGUGGAGUGGUUCAAAACACGUGGUCAUGGGCGGAAGGUAACUGGGUACAAUAUUAAAUGCUUUACAUGGGAUGUAAUUUUUUUAAUGUUGCUGUCUGCUGUUAUCAUGUCUUGGAUUCCAGUAGUUUCAGCAUAGUGAUCUAUGUAAUUUGUUUCAUUUGACAUUCCUCACUGCCUGGCCUCCAAUUGGGAUACCUUGAAAAUAGAGGCUACAGCCUGAGUGUCAGUAUGUUACCACAUCUCCAGGAAUUAACCAGACUACACUACACAUGACAAACCAAGGUAGAAACGUCUGGUUUAGUUUCUAAGUUGUCUAAAUGUGGCCCCUUUAUUGGCAAGAUCUUUAUUUUGGUCAGUUACUUUGUUAGGCAAACGAAUAAGGGAAAUUUAAAGAAAGCUUUGAGCACAUAGCACAGAAGACAAUACAGUGGUUGUCGUAUCCUCUAUUCUUACAAUCUUCGAUUGUCUGUUAGGCACAAAGAUGAGACGAAAUCCUUAAUGAUCUUUUAAACCCAAAGACAUCUGGGACAAUUUUGAUUAUAUAAUAGAGGUGAUUCACAAUAGGUAAGUUUGGAAUUACCUUUAUCCUCCAGAAUGCGUUGAGAGUAAGAAACCGAUGUCACCAUACUGAUGGGAGGCAAUAUUUCAUUGGUUUAAAUCCUUAUUUCCUUUUGAUUUUGCCUGUAAAGUUUAGGAUAAACAUUAAAAUUAAGUGUUAAAGAUGAAUUGAAAGGUUUUUUUUGUCACUGAACUACAGGAUACUGUUAAACAGAGUGUUAAAGCAAGUACAGCAAACAUUUUAUUAACUGGCACAUAUGGGACCAGGAGUGUGCCGGUUCAUCAAGAAGUCCACAUAUUCAAUGUAAAAAUGCACGGUAAUAGAACCGUAAUGCAGGUGGUAUGCACAUCACUGUUAAGCUUUAUUUGCAGCAUAAAUUACUUAAAUAAUAACGUGACUUUGCCUUAAAUAAAACUUAUCGGCAGAGAGCCUUCUUACUCGUAGCCUGAACUAACUACUUGGACAUCGCAAUAAUACAGUAAACUUCCAGUAUUUUAGGAAUUUUGUUUUGCUGAUUUGUCUAGAGUGCCGGUUAAAACAAAAUUUUCUGUAUUUGGAGUUAACUCACUAAAUGGAUAAAAGUAGGGAAUUAAAGACAUUAUUUGUAUUCUGAUCCUUCUGUGGAGAUACACCAUGAAGCACUUUACUGUUCAUACUGAAACUUGCGUGAAAUAGUUUAAGUGGUUUGAAGGUUAAAUUACAGUUAAAUUCAUGCUAUAAUCGUAGGAGUAUCUUAUUCUCUAAAGCAGCAUGACAUUAAAUGAUGACAUAAAUUAUGAUAAAUGUGGUAAUAUUUUCUUUUACCAUUUCUGCAUGCCUCAGUGUUUCUGAUCAUUACUAUUUGAAGCUUUUUUUUAAUGUAGAGGAAAAUUGUGGCUGUUUUGCACCAGUAGAUGAAGUGCCAGCCAGGCUUUGAUUUUGGAAUAAGGAUAUUAGGGCAAACAGGGAGAUUCUUAUACACUGGUGGCAUGAGUUCCUUGUCCAAGAGCAGGAAAAUAGGAACUGCAGCAGUACAGCGCUCACCCAAAGCUACACACAGUGUAGAUUGAGCUCAAAUUAUGAUCAGGAGGUUUUUGUCCCCUUCAGAGAGAUAAGAAUGUGACUUGAGGCAAACUAACAUGUUGCCAAAAAUAAAUGAUUGGUUAGCCUGUAUUGAGUAGCCCUCCUUCAAUCUUCCUUGGUCACAGAUGCAUGAACUUAAAUUUAUACUUAAUCACAUACCUGUAGUCAUGUGCUUUAAAAUUGAGAAAAAGAAUUCAGCUAGUUUAACAGUGAGAGACAUACUGAGAAAAAUAAAGCUUAUUUAAUAUAACACAUUAUAUUACCUGAGUAAUAGGUUUUGGAUAAUUCUUUAGGUUUUUAUCUGAUAUUGCAAAUCAUGUAGCUAUUCUGCUGAAAUAUGCAUAAUGGAUAUUGGUCUUCUUCAGAUCUUAUUUUAAAUUUGAAGUAAUUUCCUGCAAAUCAGUUGUUAACUAGAAAUAAUGAAAUUGAGAUGGUGCCCAUAUAAAUGUGCACAAUUGGUGCACCACUGAGUUGAAAUAGAACACUAUUUUAAGAGUAAUCAUUUAAAGAUCUGCUUCUUUGGUGUACUAAGCUUAAUAUCGUUUGUGCAGAUGCAGUGCUGUAAUUUUUUACUGUGAUUUGCAAAAGUGUAACCUUUGUUUAGUGUUCUGGUGUAAUGGUAGUUUUUUUUAGAAAAAGCCUUUUUUAACUAAUAAAUAUAUCCUUUGGACAGAAUCUGUUACGAUAAAUUUAAUGUACGUGAAUAUCUUAAAGAUGCCUAUUUAAAUAGUAAGUUCCAGCUAACCUUUUAAAGUGUUUUAUGUAUGAUACUUAAAUGACAAAAUUAAAAAGAAAUGAAAUGA
Molecule: messenger RNA, 5400 nt
Organism: Rhincodon typus (whale shark)
Lineage: Eukaryota; Metazoa; Chordata; Chondrichthyes; Orectolobiformes; Rhincodontidae
Gene: sdr42e1
Product: short chain dehydrogenase/reductase family 42E, member 1
Exons: 2
Coding region: 2099-3112 (337 amino acids)
Biological process (GO): steroid biosynthetic process
Molecular function (GO): 3-beta-hydroxy-Delta5-steroid dehydrogenase (NAD+) activity
Source: RefSeq, a predicted model, not a curated record